This is a messenger RNA of Sphaeroforma arctica JP610, 1307 nucleotides long. RefSeq lists its product as hypothetical. Gene Ontology annotation, cellular component: CCAAT-binding factor complex. Gene Ontology annotation, molecular function: DNA-binding transcription activator activity, RNA polymerase II-specific; RNA polymerase II cis-regulatory region sequence-specific DNA binding; protein heterodimerization activity. The record is from RefSeq and is a predicted model, not a curated record. The transcript is spliced from 4 exons. Bases 131 to 688 code for a protein of 185 amino acids. NCBI's taxonomy places the organism in Eukaryota, Ichthyosporea, Ichthyophonida. Gene Ontology annotation, biological process: regulation of transcription by RNA polymerase II.
CCUACAGUGCCGUCUCUAGCAAGGGAGAGAGAGAGUUACGUUCGUUACUAUUAUUUCUAAACAUACGCUUAUUAUUAUCUAUAUUUCCAUCUGUCGAGUAUCGUCUGAAUAAUAUUUUAGUGUUACAAAAAUGAGCGAUCAAGUUCCGACAUUCCCUCAACAAGGAGGCGCCCCGGGCGGUGUACCUCCUGGAGGUGACAAUUUCCAAGGCCAACAAGGCUACGCAGAAGGUCAGGCGGGUUUCACCGGCGACCAAUCUACACUGCCAGUAUUGAGGGAACAAGAUCGACUCCUCCCUAUCGCUAAUAUCUCCCGUAUAAUGAAGCGUGCCAUCCCAGAGAACGGUAAAAUGGCCAAGGACUCGAAGGAAUGUAUGCAAGAGUGCUGCACAGAAUUUAUUGGCUUCAUCACAUCAGAAGCCAGUGACCGAUGUACGCAAGAAAAGCGUAAAACUAUAAACGGAGAGGACAUCCUAUGGGCCAUGCAAUCCUUAGGAUUCGACCAGUAUAUUGAACCGCUUAAGAUGUACCUGCAAGCCUACCGAGAGUCAAUCAAGGGCGACAGAGGAUUGGAAGCGCCUAACGCCCCAGCGGCAAUCAUGGGAGCGGACGGGCAACAACAGUGGCAACAGCAACAAGUCACAUAUAUGUCCGGUGGUGUGGCACCCGUCGGCGGAUACCAACAAUAAUUACGAAGCGCUUGUAGGAGCAUACCAUAUCAAUAAUCAAUUUUAAAGUAUCAUCUAGACACGAGAUUUGGAGAGACUUCUUGGAAAGUUUGUAUCGAUGUUGUGUUGAACAACAAGAGCCAUUGCCUUUGAGAAGUUAUUGUGAUAAUAGCUGGACUCGACAGUAACGGAGGUUUUUAUUUAUUAUAUAGGUUGUUUCACGUGUAAUGUCACUUGUGAUGGAUCCUCGUCACACACUUGUCAGUGUAUUUACCCAUAGAUCGAAAUCUAUUAUAUAAGGUGUUCAGAAGCCUUCUGCGGCAGCGACAACCUGACCAGGACCAGGAUUGUCUUCCAGAUCUCUCAAACUGGGCACUAUCCAUUUUAAUUAUAUUUGGAAAUAUCGAGAAGAAGGCCGUCGUCUUUUGCCUUUUUAUUAGCUCCGCAGACAUCGGUAAAACAGCAUAUAGUUGAUAAGCAGUAUUCAAAUUGAUCAGAAUUGGCUUCCAAACUCGGGCAAAGAUUUUGCACGGCGGUACAUAGGCACAGGACAUCCAACAUGAAAACUAAAGCGUCAUUUACCCACCGGCAUAUCCCAACAAGUUGUCUAAUAAAAAGGUGUUAUGCCGUCUGUGUCCAC